AUGGAAGUCGAUCAUUCAAGUUUUUGUGGCAAGCCUGGGCUUAGCAACUUCAUCCGCUCAGAUUUCUGGUUCCAGGACGGCAAUAUCGUGCUCAUCGCAGGCUCUGCGGCCUUCAAGGUCCACCGGGGUCAACUUGAGCGUCAUUCUGAUGUUUUCCGUGACUUGUUCUCCGUUCCACAGCCAGCAGUGCAGAAUCUCGUGGAUGGUUGUCCCUGUGUCGAGAUUUAUGACUGUCCUUCCAUCAUCUAUUGGUGGCACUUUACGAUGGACUGUGAAUAUUUCCAGCAAAAGCCCACAGUAACCGAUUUUCCCGCUAUCGCUGCAGUUCUCCGACUAUCUACAAAAUAUUUCAUUGAGCAUCUCCGUAGACGAUGUAUCGCGCGUCUAGAACUCGACUGGCCAUCCACCCUUGUUGGAUGGGAACGCCGUGAAAGGGACGCCAUUGAUGCACAAGGCCGGUAUUCCCCUCGCGAGUCGUGUGCCCAUCCAAUCCUAGUUAUCAACCUCGCUCUAGAGCUCGGGCUAGAUGCAAUGCUUCCCAGUGCUUUCUACGAUCUCUCUCGCUAUGGACCCAGCAAGAUCCUCGUCGGUACUCGCGUUCCUCCGCCUGUUGUACCGUUGCCAUCGGGUCCAGGACACAGCUCAAAUUACGUCCCCGCGGACUCCCAGACCAUCCACCUCUCACAGGAGAACCUAUGUAGAGUGUUCUUUGGUCGCGAACAAGCACAGCGGUAUAUUGCCACCUUCAUCGAUACCGAGCUGAGAGAACGCAACGUGUCCCUGGGCUGCCUCAACGCCGGGAGGUUCGACUCACAGUACUGUUACGAAUCUUUCUACUUCAUCCAGCUCAACAUCCUGCGGUCUGUGGGGGGUAUUGCGUGUGGGCGUGACGCCGACCCGUUGUACACGCUCGUCCAGGCGAUUGAGAUGCUCUCAAGGACGGAUUUCUCAGACGGGUUCAAGCAGUGUGGGCUAAAAAUGUGUAGUUCUUGCAAAAUCGACUUCGCCAUCGCUGUCAGAAAGGCAAGAGGGGAAGUGUGGAUGAAGAUCCCGGAGUGGUUCGGUUUGGUGGACGUGCCAGUUGGCAGCACCACUCAAUCAUAA
Messenger RNA from Serpula lacrymans var. lacrymans S7.9, 1104 nucleotides. RefSeq lists its product as uncharacterized. NCBI's taxonomy places the organism in Eukaryota, Fungi, Basidiomycota, Agaricomycetes, Boletales, Serpulaceae. The record is from RefSeq and is a predicted model, not a curated record. The transcript is spliced from 2 exons. The coding region runs from base 1 to 1104 and encodes 367 amino acids. Gene Ontology annotation, molecular function: protein binding.